This is a messenger RNA of Mandrillus leucophaeus (drill), 975 nucleotides long. RefSeq names its product tetraspanin 8 (gene TSPAN8). Gene Ontology annotation, cellular component: membrane. NCBI's taxonomy places the organism in Eukaryota, Metazoa, Chordata, Mammalia, Primates, Cercopithecidae. The record is from RefSeq and is a predicted model, not a curated record. The transcript is spliced from 7 exons. Bases 211 to 975 code for a protein of 254 amino acids.
AUAGCCUUUGCGAUAUUUAAAUGUAUGGGUUAAUUUUUUAUCCACUUUAAUAACCGUUUUAUUCCUCCUUCUACUUAUUUGCUUUCUCUUUCCACUCUGAAGCCGUGGGUACAGAAUCUCUGCAGGCAAGUUGCUCCAGAGCACAUUGCAGGACAAACCUGUAACGAAUAGUUACAUUCACGGCAUCUGGAUUCCUAAUCCUUUUCCGAAAUGGCAGGUGUGAAUGGCUGUAUAAAAUAUUCUAUGUUUACCUUCAACUUCUUGUUCUGGCUAUGUGGUAUCUUGAUCCUAGCAUUAUCAAUAUGGGUACGAGUAGGCAGUGACUCUCAAGGGAUUUUAAAUUCUACAGAUGUGGGCCCUAGCUCCCAUGUUGCUGCGGACAUAUUGAUUGCUGUAGGUGCCAUCAUCAUGAUUAUGGGAUUCCUGGGAUGCUGCGGUGCUAUAAAAGAAAGUCGCUGCAUGCUUCUGUUGUUUUUCAUAGGUUUGCUUCUGAUCCUGCUUCUGCAGGUGGCGGCAGGUAUCCUAGGAGCUGUUUACAAAUCUGAGUCUGAUCGCAUUAUCAAUAGAACUCUCCAUGAAGACACAAAGCUUUUGAGCACCACAGGGGAAAGUGCAAAACAAUUCCAGCAAGCCAUGGCUGAGUUUCAAAAAGAGUUUAAAUGCUGUGGUUUGGUCAAUGGAGCUGCUGAUUGGGGAAAUAAUUUUCAACAAGAUCCCAAAUUAUGUGAAUGUCUAGAUACGCAGAGACCAUGCACCAACUAUAAUGGAGAACAAGUUUACGAAGAGCCCUGUAUUUCUACCAUAAAAGACUUAUGGGCGAAAAGUUUCAUAAUAAUUAUUGGAAUAGCAUUUGGACUGGCAGUUAUUGAGGUACAGUAUAAUCUUGUAUUAUUGACUCUUUAUUCUCUUGCUUGUUCAUUAAUUUUAAGAAAUAUUGAUGGUGAACAAACAAACAAACAAACACAACAACCAUAA